AUAAAAAUAAUUGUUUAUUGUUUUAUUAUAAUAAAUAACCUAGGCUACUGAGGUGAUCUCCUGGGGCUGCAUGUUUUGUAGGAUUUUCAAAGAUAAAAAUAAUCUGAAUAUAUUCAUCUUCCAUAAUAAACAAUGCAGGCACACUGUGUUUUAUUUUUCAUCACGUUAAACUAUUAUUUAUCCUUGUUUGUCAGCAGCCGUCAACUCUGAAUUACGGACCAUCUUCAGCUGUGCCUCGGGCAACGCCUGUGCGCAAUUAUUAUAAAUUACGCGAUGUGGAAUUGUUUCUUCUUUUUUUCCACAGAGACAGUCGCUUUUUAGGAGUUUGGAUUUAGUUAACAUGCUUAAAAAAUGUCUGAGUUUGGAAAGCAGAAAAAAACAAUUACCAACAGGCUACUACUCUUGAAUGCGACAUAAAACGGUCAAUAUUACCUGAGGACUUUGAGCACUUGAAAAGGAUGACGCCUUGCGUUCAGAAUCGCCGGUGUUUUUCGGUGUCUCCUCUCGCUAUAGUUAGAGGUUGUCAUGGUAAACGGCGAGUGGUCGUUAACGGGUAGCUCGGCCCGGAGGUUAAAAGGCGGCAGCGCUGCCGUGCACUGUGUCUCUCAGAGCUGCUCCUCUCGACAUGCCCGCUAGCUGUGGAGGGUCAGUCCUCUGCACACCUCAGGCUAAAACUCAAGACCUGUUUGAAGAGGUAUCGUGUUCGUCGUCGUUGUCUUUGUCGCCAAGCUCUUCACCUCAUACCAUGACAAAGAAAGCCAUAUGUACCAGUUGCGGAACUGAGAUUGUAGAUAAAUAUCUCCUCAAGGUGAACGACAUGUGCUGGCACGUGAGAUGCCUGUCCUGCAGCGUGUGCCAAACAUCUCUGGGCAGACACAUCAGCUGUUAUAUAAAAGAAAAGGAGAUAUUUUGUAAACUGGAUUACUUCAGGAAAUACGGAACACGUUGCGCUCACUGUGGCAGAAACAUCCAUUCAAACGACUGGGUUCGCAGAGCAAAAGGAAACACCUACCACCUGGCAUGUUUUGCUUGCUUCUCCUGCAAGAGGCAGCUGUCUACAGGAGAAGAGUUUGCCCUGGUGGAUGAGAGGGUUUUGUGUCGUGUCCACUAUGACUGCAUGUUGGACAACCUGAAGCGUGCCAUGGAGAAUGGAAAAGGAGUGAAUGUGGAGGGAGCUGUUCCCUCAGAGCAGGAAGUAAAUCAGCCUAAACCGGCCAAGAGGGCACGCACAAGUUUUACAGCUGACCAGUUACAGGUGAUGCAAGCCCAGUUUGCUCAGGACAACAAUCCAGAUGCUCAGACUUUACAAAAGUUGGCAGAAAGGACUGGUCUUAGCCGAAGGGUAAUUCAGGUUUGGUUCCAAAACUGUCGAGCUCGUCAUAAGAAGCAUGUCAGCCCGAACCACUCUUCAGCUGCACCAGUGUCAUCACUGCAGUCGGCCCAUCUCUCUCCUCCACUAAUAGAUGAACUUCAGUACACUGCUUUUGCCCCUGUGGACACACCAAUGCUGACUGCACUACACUCCUACAUGGACGUCCACUCUCCCACUUCCCUGGUGCUGCAGCCACUCCUGCCGCACUCGAUGACACAGCUGCCCAUCAGCCAUGCCUGAGACUUCACUGCAGACCCACCGUCAGGUCAGAGGACAGCAUGAGGAAAUAUUGACUGAGUCUUGAACAAGACCCAUGCUUCUUUCUUUCAUGGGCACUUACUGAAGGAUUUGCAAAGAUCGAAAAAAACGUUUCAGCUUAAUUGUGAGAGUCUGAAGUUUUUGUUUAAUAUAUAUUAUAUUAUCUAUAUAGUGAUGGAAUAAAUGGUGUUUAAUUUAUUUCUUGUAUGUGACUGAGCACUUUGUUUUAAAAUAAAUCUACCAUGGAUUUCUUA
This is a messenger RNA of Danio rerio (zebrafish), 1884 nucleotides long. The record is from RefSeq and is a predicted model, not a curated record. Lineage: Eukaryota; Metazoa; Chordata; Actinopteri; Cypriniformes; Danionidae.